GCACUCUCGCCAUAAUUUCAACUCGCUUCAUCGCAAAGAUCAAUAAUGAUUGAUUACCACUACGUUAAAGUCUUAAACCCUCUUUGUUAAAUGUCAAAUGAUCACGCGUAUUGGCGAAGCCAUUUAUGUAAUCACUAAUUCACGCACUCAAAAAAGAAGAAAGCAAACUUGAGGUGUCUCACCUCUAUUUUUUACUUAUUCAGUAGUCUCCCAACUUCUAAGCACACCUCUUUCUGCCCAGUCUCAUGACUAAAAAGAGGAAAAAUACUGCCUUUUGACAUGUGGAUUGUGACUUGUGCGAGUCCUUAAAACAAACAAACGCCAAAGAAACGGCCAAGUUGCAUUGCUUUCACGCCUUCACACCCCCCUCUGUUCUUUUUCCUUUUUCAUUUCCCCACACACCCAUUUCUUCUUCCUCCAGCUCUCCAGAGUCAAGCCCCUAGAAAGGUGAACACACUAAGGAAUUCCAUACCAGGAAGAUUCAUCAACAUAAUAAUUAUAUAAGGGCUAAAAGGUUCGUUUUUUGGCCUGCAUCGUGAAUCUGUCCGUCGAAGGAGGAAAUGGGAUUCCUCUCCAGAUUCACCACUCUGCUUCUCCUCCUCUCCCUGCUCUCUGCUGCCACCAUCUUCACUUCUACAGAAGCUUAUGACCCACUUGACCCAACUGGAAAUAUCACAGUGAAAUGGGAUAUCAUGAGCUGGACCCCUGAUGGUUACAUGGCGGUUGUAACGCUCUACAACUUCCAACAAUACCGUCACAUUCAAGCACCAGGAUGGUCGUUGGGAUGGACAUGGAGGAAGAGGGAGGUGAUAUGGGAUGUUGUGGGAGGGCAGACAACCGAGCAAGGGGAUUGCUCCAAAUUCAAAGGAAACAUCCCACAUUGCUGCAAGAAGAAACCCACUGUCGUCGAUUUGUUGCCUGGAACUCCCUACAAUAAGCAGGUCGCAAAUUGCUGCAAGGGUGGAGUGCUCAGCUCCUGGGCACAAGAUCCAUCUGCUGCUGCUGCUUCGUUUCAGCUUAGCGUAGGACAGGCCGGCACUACCAAUAAGACAGUCAGGCUUCCUGUGAAUUUCACUCUGCAGGCACCUGGUCCUGGCUACACAUGUGGACCUGCUAAAGUUGUCAAACCGAGUCGAUUCACGACUGCAGAUAAACGACGAGUCACUCAAGCUUUGAUGACAUGGAACGUUACCUGCACGUAUUCUCAAUUUCUAGCUCAGAAAACUCCAACUUGCUGCGUCUCAUUAUCAUCCUUCUACAACAACACAAUAGUGCCUUGCCCAACAUGCUCAUGUGGCUGCAAAAGCAACACUACUCUGUCUGGAAGCUGUGUUGACCCGGAGAAACCACAUUUAGCUUCAGUAGUUCCGAAUCCAGGGAAGAACGGCUUGGCAGUGCCUCCUGCUGUUCAGUGUACGCAUCACAUGUGUCCCAUAAGAGUUCAUUGGCAUGUUAAGCUGAACUACAAGCAGUACUGGCGGGUGAAGAUCACCAUCACCAACUUCAACUACGCAAUGAACUAUUCUCAGUGGAACUUAGUGGCUCAACAUCCGAACUUCGACAACCUGACCCAAAUCUUCAGCUUCAACGCCAAGUCGUUGAAUCCAUAUGCAUCUAUCAAUGACACCAUGAUCAUGUGGGGAGUGAAGUUCUACAACGAUCUGCUGAUGCAAGCUGGCCCAACCGGUAACGUGCAGUCGGAGUUACUUUUCCAGAAAGAAACCGAGAGCUUCACGUUCGAAAAGGGAUGGGCUUUCCCGAGAAGGAUCUACUUCAACGGCGACAACUGUGUUAUGCCUCCUCCUGAUGCCUACCCUUGGUUGCCGAAUGCCAGCUCCCGCCAUAUCAUGUCCCCGUUGCUGCUGGUCACAGCGGUCGCUUUAUCUGCUCUGGCUUUCCUGCUUCAGUAGGCGCGCAUGCCUGCCACAAAAUUUUGACACACGGUACCUGGAAUCGGCAGCCUGGAGGUGCAAUUUGGCUGGAGGAUUAUGUCUCUGUUUAGGUGAAGUGAGAUCUGGUGAAUUCCCCAUGGUGUUGUAGUUUGUAAGUUGGUUUGUUUGUGUUGUGAUGAUGAUUGAUGUAUAACACCAUUUGUAGCUAUUGAAAACAGAAAAGGUGUAAUGAUAUGAAAGAUUGAUCCUUGUACAAAGAGCCGAGUAACUGGCUGAUAGCUGUAGAUACCUUGGAGCUAUUGAACAAAGAUCCAUUAAUACACCUAACUGAAAACA
Molecule: messenger RNA, 2228 nt
Organism: Linum trigynum
Lineage: Eukaryota; Viridiplantae; Streptophyta; Magnoliopsida; Malpighiales; Linaceae
Source: the annotation of a GenBank genome assembly